GAGUGUCGAAGUAAACUAAUUAGUAAGAAUUACUUUCCAUUUUACUACGACCAUUUUUUUUACCUAGUUUAAUUACAAUUUUACAAUUUAAUUGGGUGCAAAGAUGGGUAUACGCCGGCGACAGAGAUAAGAGGGCGGUUUAUAUGCGAGGGCUGGCGGCGCGCGCGCCAGUACACCGCACGUCGUCCGCCAUGCCGGCCUGCGCGCCCGAGUACCGCCUCCUGCGCUCCGCCAGCGAGCUCGCCUUCGCGCCGCGCGCCAAGCGCUGCACGCACCAGCCGCCCUUCACCGCGCUGAGGCGCUCCUUCUCGUCCACCUUCUCCCUCAUCCCCGAGGAGCGCGCCGUCCCGCCCGAGCACACGCCGCUGCUCCAGCGCCUCUUCCAUGUCGUCACCUGGUUCCCCAGGCAAUGCCUGCGACCGGCCUUCGCUCUCUUCGGCCUCAUCGCACACCCAGCUUGGAAACAAAUACUCGUAGUCCUACCCACGUUAUGGAUCGCCGCGUCAUUAUUCAUCUUCUGGAAGUGUGUACAGUUCCCUAUUGGAUUUUUGAAGAUGGUCGGAAGUGCGAUCUCCAGGAGCACGGACAAACGACGCACGGUUCUCAUCAGCGGCGGAAGCUCUGUUCAAGCAUUGCAUUUAGCUCGAAACUUUCACUCUGCCGGUGCCAGAGUCAUCGCUUUCGAGGUAGAGGGACAAUUCGCGCUUUUGAAAUACUCUGCAGCUGUCGACAAGUUUUACACGGUGCCCCGACCGAAUCCGGCCGAUCCUUUAGCUUACGCACGAGCUUUAAAAGAAAUCGCGGAAAGGGAGUCCGCCGUGUUCUAUAUUCCAGUGAGCUCGACGACGCCCGCCUACUACGACGCAUUAGCGAAACCCCAUUUAGAAGUGCUCGGUUGCCAAUGUUUUGUGCCGUGUGCUCGUGACGUGGUCACGCUAGAUGACCCGUUGGAGUUGAUGCGCAUGUGUCGCGUCGCCGGCUUACCCACGCCACAGUUCUGGGUCGUGACCAGCGAGGAUGAUGUGCGAGCCUGGUACGAUAGCGGCGCGUCCAAGGAAGGAUAUCGUCACUUUAUCGCCAGCGCCGGCGCUCGUGGUGCAAGGGACCGCCUAAGAUUUGUGAUGCCCGAAGACCGAACAAAUUUCCGAUUCCCGCGAGAGAUAAGUGCGGAAAAGCCGUGGGUUAUUGUGAGGGAGCCGAAGGGAGAGAAGAUGGUGACUUGUACGACAUUGAAAGAAUCGCGCGCUGUGAACAAUGUGACCUGUCGCGUCGACCCGGCGAGGAAGGGAUUGGUGCCGCAGAGGGAUGAAGAAGCUGAUAUUUGGGUGCAAAGAUUCAUAUCCUGUCUCGCACCAUCGCGGCCUAUGACGGGGCACAUUUCGUUCAGAUUAGUGCGCGAGGAAAGCACGACGAAUGGGCAUGUAAGCCGAAUGAUAGCGAUCGGAGCGCGUGUCGGGGUAUCGUUACCGUAUUUAUGCCAAGGAUCUAAACGAUGCGGACACACCGCGACUGUUGGGAAGCUGUUGAACACGGUGUUGGACACCCGCGAGGCGCUAUUCGCUUACUGGGACCCGCUGCCGUAUUGUGCUUAUUACCAGUCUCGAUUGCCAGAGGACAGGAGGCCGCCCUCGCCGGAGCCGUGUAAGACGCCCCCGAACGUACCUCUCUGAGCCCCUCGCGGCUGAUAUGCAGGAGGCAUAUUAUGGCUAAGACGAUUAUUUAUUAAGACGCUCGAGUACCUGAAGAGUGUGUGGAACUUUUCUGAUGCUGUCCUCGGAGUCACGCUCUCUCUACCCGUUCUCUCUCUCGGACGAAUAAAGCGAAGGUCGUGGGGUCGGAGGACAUAUAAGUUGUAACUACUAAGUAGGCAUUACAUGAGUACAUCCAGAUGAAUGUUUUUUUUAUUUUAUUUUUUAUUAAUUUUAUGGAUUAAUAUUAAGUGGUCUACGUUUUUAUAUUUUAAGAAUAAGCUAGAAAAUAUGGUGAUAAAUUAUUUAUUCCAAUUAUAAA
Messenger RNA from Maniola jurtina (meadow brown), 2010 nucleotides. RefSeq lists its product as uncharacterized. Lineage: Eukaryota; Metazoa; Arthropoda; Insecta; Lepidoptera; Nymphalidae. The coding region runs from base 144 to 1670 and encodes 508 amino acids. The record is from RefSeq and is a predicted model, not a curated record. The transcript has a single exon.